AUGUUGUUUCUCUUUGCAGGUGAGGACUCCAUCAGCACCUUGGGCCUGAUCCUCGGUGUGGGGCUAUCGCUGCUGCUUGUUUCCAUCCUCGGCUACAGUCUGGCUAAGUGGUACCAGCGUGGGUACUGUUGGGAGGGGCCUAAUUUUGUCUUCAACUUGUACCAGAUCCGGAACUCGAAGGAACUGGAGAUAGGUCCACCCUUCACCAUCAGUGGCCGCAUCAGCAGUUCAGAUGGCGGCUACAUGAAAUUUUCCAAUAGGCUAGUGUGA
Pteropus alecto (black flying fox) is the source of this 270-nucleotide messenger RNA. It is a transcript of the gene SMIM35, whose product is annotated as small integral membrane protein 35. Bases 1 to 270 code for a protein of 89 amino acids. Lineage: Eukaryota; Metazoa; Chordata; Mammalia; Chiroptera; Pteropodidae. The record is from RefSeq and is a predicted model, not a curated record. The transcript has 3 exons.